CGGUGCCUUCACUGUGGACAGUCCAUGUCUUCAGACCAUGUGAGGCUUCUUCGCAGGCCUUUGCCCCCCAAAAAGCUCCCUCCGGUCCUGACACCCCGUCCUGCUGCUCGGCCUCCAGAUAGUAGAGGGUCCAGUUUGCAGGAAGCUGACCUCCACACCCCGAGGAGAGCUGCACCUACCCCGGUGAUGGCUGACACCUCUGCCCUGACAACAGACAGCAUGAGCAUGGGUUUCCCCUGGAGGAAGCCUCACAUUCUACCCAAGAACCCCCUUCUGCAAAUCCUCCACACAGACCCUCGCUUCGUCCCCCCGCCGCCCAGCUUCUGCCUCUGUGACUUCCUGCAGACCCGUCACGAGGUCGGACGAGGCUCUCAGUUCCUGCCGGGCCUGGGCAGAACGGCUGUGUCCCGCUGUAACUACCGCAAGAUGGUGAAUCUGCUGCUGCAAGAUCUGCACAGGAGCCGUCAGACCGAGGUGUCCCGCCAGCUCCUGACCUCCCAGGACCUGUGGGAGGUCAGCAGCAGGGUCCCACACGGCCAGCUGCUCUGUGAGCUGGCAGUGCUGAUCAACAUGGAGGUCACGGCCCUGCAGGUGACCAUGAGGAGCAGUCUGCUGGAUCCUGAACCUCAGCAUCAGCUUCCUUACCAACCAGACACCCAAUGGCCAGAUUUAAAAGCGUCACCUUCCACAGGCAGAGAGGCUGUCCUGAACUCUGUGACCGCCAAACACUCGCAGGGCUCGCCUCACACACCGCUGCCUUUCCGACCAAUCACAGAGUCCAUCAGCCCCUCUGAACGGGCCGUACUGUACUGUCUGAAGCAGGGGGGCAAGGCACUCAACCUCAAGUUCCAUGACUGUUCCUACUUCAUUCAGGUUUUGUGGAAAGGCUUCCACAGUGCACAAACUCUGGUCUGCCUCAACCUGUCCUUCAACAACCUGUCUGUCUUCCCAGAGGAGCUGUAUGACUUGGUCCAGCUGGCUGAGUUGAACAUGAAGGAAAACCCCCUGCAGCAGCUUCCUGCAGGACUCCAGCGCCUGGUCAGACUGAGGACUCUGGUCCUGUCCUCCUGCAGGAUCCGCUGCCUGCCUGCAGAGUGA
Messenger RNA from Myripristis murdjan (pinecone soldierfish), 1098 nucleotides. It is a transcript of the gene lrrc63, whose product is annotated as leucine rich repeat containing 63. Lineage: Eukaryota; Metazoa; Chordata; Actinopteri; Holocentriformes; Holocentridae. Gene Ontology annotation, cellular component: cytoplasm. The coding region runs from base 25 to 1098 and encodes 357 amino acids. The transcript is spliced from 8 exons. Gene Ontology annotation, molecular function: protein binding. The record is from RefSeq and is a predicted model, not a curated record.